GCCCAGGCUUGGGCAGGUGCCGAAGAGAUGAAGGAAAGGGCUGAACACCAAGGGCUCUUUCAGACCAAGGAUAACAGGCCUGGUGACACUGGAUAAGGAGUUAGGUGAGAGAGAGCCCCAGAGUUUCUGCCUUUUGCCAGUUGGAUGAAAGGCGAGACUUCCUGCUGAGAUGCUGGCCUGGAGGAGGUCAAGCGCUCCCUCUGUCCGGAACGAGUUGGGCAUGAUGUUCCCGUAGAGCAUCCAGGGAGAGUCUGAAGACAGCUGGGUCUAUAGUUUUGAGUUCAGCAGAGGGUCAAAGCUAAAGAUUCACAAGUGGGCAGGUGGAGUGGGUCGGGUGGCCCAGGGUGAAGUCCUGAAGGACACUAAUUGGAAAAGGAGCAGACCAAAGAGGAAGGAGGACCACCAGAUUUGGAAGCCCGGGGAAUGCCCACCUGCAGUGACAGAGACUGCAGAUUGGUCAAGGCCGAGGAGUAUUUGCUGGACUCAGGUAGAAGGCUACUAGGUGGAGGGUAUUUCUGGGACAUAGCGGGUACAGCCGGAAGCCAGACCAAAGGAGGAGUGGGAGGUAAGGCAGUACAGAAAACCAGAAUAGCAGACUCCGGAGGGGUCUGUGAACAGGAGAGUGAGGCUCAGGAGGCAGGAGGGCUAACAUUGGUGGGAAGUUGUCAGGAGGCGCAGGCAUAGCCAUUGGAAAGAAGAUGGCAUUGGGUAGCAGUGCCAGUUCCCACAGCCUGUCCUCAAACUCUGGGGCAGGAUGGGUGGGGGUGGUGUCUACUCCAGGCUCCACCGCAUGGGCUGAAACCAGGAGGCUCUGGGUUCCAGGAAGAGGGAGUUGGCAGCAGAGCGAGGCAAAGACUGGCCCUCGGUCUCCACAGUUCCUCUCUGCCCACCUGGGUCCCGGAACAAACCCUUUGCUCACUGGUCUACUUCAGGAGUUCCCCAGUCUGGCCCGUAGUCACCCAGGCUUGGUUAUUUCUACCUGCAGGAGGCUAUGCUGGCCUGGGGCGCUGGGGACCAGGGGACUCAGAACUGCCUCUGGAGAGACAGACUGAAGUGCUCACCUAUGAAAUUAGCAGGUGAGAAAACACAGGGCUGGCCCCAUCCUGUGUUCCAGUGGAUGGAUGGGGAGAGCAGCAAGAGACAACAGAGGAAAGAAUCCCGGAUUGAAUUCCAAAAGAUCUGGGGCAGUGCUCUCAGCUUGUGCUUGUAUGAUCCUGGGCAAGUCACUUAGCUCCCUGAGGGGCAGUGGCCCCAUCUGGGCAUGAACAAUAAGAACUGCUGUUAGGGUUGUCACGGGAAUAAAAUGAGCUGCUUGUUGGCACGUGUGUGUCUGCUAGGGGUCGUGGCAGAACUAGGAGUACGGAUGCUGCCAUGUGUCCCAGGGGCAGUACAUGGGCCCUGACUAGUGGACCCAGGGUUCCUCCUGAGCUAAUGAAAGACACUUCCAAAAAUGCACUAGGAUAAUGGCCAGGUUGAUGACUAGGAACUGGGCCCAGUGAUUUGGGACCAGACUGCCCUCCGCCCCCAUCCAUCUCCUGCCAGCUCAGGCCCUGCCCCAUUCCAGAGAAUGCGGUAGGAGUUGGGGUGGGAGGAGGGGGUGUUGGUGCAAUUAACAGAGGCUACUUUUUCCGGCUCCUAGAAAAGGGGAUUUGGAGAGUUUGAGACCAGAACCCACCUCUCCAGGUAUUCCUAGAAAGAGUUGCCCGUUAGGAUCCCUCUCAGAGAUUAGUUCCCAUUCGGAGACAGCACACGGCGCAGGGGUGGAGCUGAGCUCCAGCUGUCCGGGCGCGCACAGCUGGAGGGUCACGUGGCAGCGGCCCCAGUCCCCCUUCCUGCCAACGCUGCAUUUGGCCCAGGCCGGUCCAUGGCCGCCCUUGGGACCCUGCGCUAAGCCCCGGAGGUCCUGGCGUCCGGGGCCGCGCCGCUCCCAAGGGCUAAUCGUGUGAGUGUUGGGAACCCUAGGAUCGAGGUGGGGGCGCAGGCGCCGGACACGCAAACAUGAGGCGGAGAUUGCGCCUACGAGGGGACGCGUGGAUCACGCUGCUCCUGGGCGCCGCCCUCGGCCUCUUGCUCUAUGCACAGCGUGAUAGCACAGCCCCUACAACUAGUGCACCACGAGCUCAAGGCCGGGCAGCGCCGGGGCCCAGCCCCCGGCUCCGUGUAUUCCAGGGACCUGAUGCGGGCCCAGCCCUGCAGGCCUAUGAAGAGGAUACACCGGAGCCGCCCAAGCCCACGCCCCCGGGACCCUUUGACUUUGGUCGAUACCUACGUGCUAAGGAUCAGCGACACUUCCCCCUGCUCAUUAACCAGCCACACAAGUGCCGACGCGAUGGCGUAUUUGGCUCGGGACCCGACCUGCUCAUUGCAGUCAAAUCAGUGGCGGCGGACUUUGAGCGACGCCAAGCUGUGCGCCAGACAUGGGGAGCUGAAGGGCGCGUGCAGGGGGCGCUCGUACGCCGUGUGUUCUUGCUGGGCUUGCCCAGGGGCACAGGCUCAGACCAAGCAGAAGCGGAGGGGGCAGGCACGCAAACUCACUGGCACACUCUACUGCGUGCUGAGAGUCGCGCCUACGCGGACAUUCUGCUCUGGGCCUUCGAAGACACUUUCUUCAACCUAACGCUCAAGGAGAUCCACUUUCUGGCCUGGGCCUCAGCCUACUGCCCAGACGCGCGCUUCGUUUUUAAGGGUGACGCCGAUGUGUUCGUGCACGUGGAAAACCUGCUGGACUUUUUGGCAGCGCGAGAUCCGGCACAGGACCUGCUUGCGGGUGACGUGAUUGUACAGGCUCGGCCCAUCCGGUUACGAGCCAGCAAGUACUACAUUCCUGAAGCUGUGUAUGGCCUGCCCGCCUACCCAGCCUACGCCGGUGGCGGCGGCUUCGUGUUUUCUGGGGCCACACUGCGCCGCUUGGCUGGCGCCUGCGCACAGGUUGAGCUCUUCCCCAUAGACGACGUCUUUCUGGGCAUGUGUCUGCAGCGCCUGCGGCUCACGCCUGAGCCUCACCCUGCUUUCCGCACCUUUGGCAUACCCCAGCCUUCCGCAGCGCCACACCUGCGCACCUUCGAUCCCUGCUUUUACCGUGAGCUGGUUGUAGUGCACGGACUAUCGGCCACUGACAUCUGGUUAAUGUGGCACUUGUUGCACAGCCCACGUGGGCCAGCCUGUGCGCAUCCAUGGCCUGCUGCCGCUAGCUCCUUCCAGUGGAGUCGCUAGUAACCUGUCAAUGCCCCAAGCUCCCUUCAUUCAGUUCCAAGGUGUAGUGUGAGUUUGAGAGGGUUCCCCAGGUGGAUUAUUGCGUUGUUUGUGGCUCUUCCCCCAAAAGGGGCAGAAGAAUUCAGGAACCAGCCUUGAGUGUCAGGUAUGUGCUUCCUCAGGGUCCCAGGGAAUGAAGAAUGAGCUUGGCUACUGUCUCCCUACUGGGAGCUGAUCUAAUGAUAACCCUCUGAAAUAGCCAGGGCUGAGGUGAACACCCAGCUCUUUGUCACACAGGGGGACAAGUCCAGUCCUCUUAGUACCAAGUAGAUGGGGGGAAGGAUUGGCAGGGGCUCAUGGAAUCUGACUGCAUUCCUAGGUUUGCUGUCCCAUGGUUGAUGCAGGCAUGGAGGUCUUUCUCAUGGCUAGACCCCACGGGGAGAGACCUUCAGUGUUCAUGGGACUAGCAGACAUGCUGUUAAAACUCAGUCUGAAAGUAGGCAUUUUGCUUCCCACCUAUCCCUCCAAAUUGGAUUUUCAGCCUUGUCAAGAUCUUCAGAUCUCCUUUUGAGGGGCCACCCCUUCUUGGGCCCUGGUUUGGCUGCAACACCAGGGACCCAGGCAUACAGGGAUGACCAAGUGCAUGGUCCUACCUAACGUCUUUCUCCACUUCCAGCUACCCUGGGCACAAGGAUGUAUGCCCACACAACUAUGACAAUCUCCUACUGGAGGCUCUAUUGCCCCUUCAGAGGAGCCAAGGAACCUCUUCUCCUGAGACGACUCCACUAUACAUUUUCCUGUAUUUUUUAAAACAAUCAAUGUCCAUACGCUUAUUUUAGUACAAACGUCCCAGCAACAGCACAUGGUGAGCUGCUGCUGAGGGCAUAGGUCUUUAUUGGAGGAGAGGUGUGGGCAGGACAUGAGGAAGAUUCCCCCGUUUCAGGAGGAUGAGAUCAGUCCUGGCUGCCCCAAUAGUGGGAUAUGCGGGGGUAGGGUUGGGGGUGUCUCUGGCCAGGCCACAGUCCAAAUGGGAAGACACCAGUCAGUCACAAAUCAAUGAAAGCGCCACACAAGCCUGGCUGUAGGCCCAGGAAUCACAUAGGAGCCUGGGGCAGGUCCCCUGCACAUUCAUCGUUAAACUAUACAGGAUGAGGCUGUACAUGAGUUAAUUACAAAAGAGUCAUAUUUACAAAAGUCUGUACACACAUUUGAAAAACUCACAAAAUUGUCAUCUAUGUAUCACAAGUUGCUAGACCAAAAUAUUAAAAAUGGGAUAAAAUUAUA
Messenger RNA from Phyllostomus discolor (pale spear-nosed bat), 4476 nucleotides. RefSeq names its product UDP-GlcNAc:betaGal beta-1,3-N-acetylglucosaminyltransferase 9 (gene B3GNT9). Bases 1999 to 3213 code for a protein of 404 amino acids. The record is from RefSeq and is a predicted model, not a curated record. Gene Ontology annotation, cellular component: membrane. Gene Ontology annotation, molecular function: hexosyltransferase activity. The transcript is spliced from 2 exons. Lineage: Eukaryota; Metazoa; Chordata; Mammalia; Chiroptera; Phyllostomidae.